CACUCGUGUCUCUCUCCUCCAAACGACCAGAUUAGUCUUUUCAGAUUUUUGUUCAUUUCCUCCCCACAAACUCUCUCUCUCUCUCUAGUAAGCUUUUGUUUGUUUCAUCUCUCUCUCUCUCUCUUGCCCUCCCUCUUCUUUUGUUCUCUCCAUAAUUCCCCAGAAAUGAAAUUCCCUUCUUUGAUCUAAAGGAUCUAAUCACAAAAACCCCAACGAACACAAAAAAAAAAGAAAAAAAGCAGAGAAAAUGUCAAUGGAGUUGUCAUCUGAGCGUGUUUGCUAUGUGAGCUGCAAUUUCUGCAACACCAUUUUAGCGGUAAAUGUGCCAUAUGCAAGUCUGUUCACAAUCGUGACCGUGAGAUGUGGCCACUGCACAAAUUUGCUGUCCCUCAACAUGGGAGCUUCACUUCAUCAAAUUACGCCUCCUGCUCAUCAACAAGAUCUUCAGUUGCAUAAGCAGCACAUAACCUCCCCAGAGACAAGGAAGGAGUGUGGGUCAUCUUCCAAGUCCACCACCAGUUCAACAACUUCGUCUUUUGAAUCUGUAGAGCGAGAAGCUCCUAGAAUGCCUCCUAUCCGUCCGCCGCCAGAGAAGAGACAACGUCUCCCUUCGGCAUACAACAGGUUUAUCAAAGAGGAAAUCCAGAGGAUCAAAGCUAGCAAUCCCGAGAUCAGCCAUCGCGAGGCAUUCAGCACCGCUGCCAAAAACUGGGCACAUUUUCCUCACAUUCACUUUGGAUUAAAGCUGGAUGGCAACAAGCAAGGGAAGCAGUUAGACCAGGCAGUUGCAGGGCAAAAGUCCAGUGGCUAUUGCUAGUCCACCUUUGCAUUUGCGCAUAUACAUAUAUACACGUAUCCUCCGUAUAUGUGUAUAUGUAUAUAUGUGUGUAUAUCCUUUUACGUAUCUAUCGCUUUUAUAUAUAUGUCUAGACAGAGCUGAUCAUAAGGAUGAAAAGAAGAUAUAUAUGCAUAUGUAUGCAUGUAUGUAUUGAUGUAUCUAUCUAUGUCUAUUUAUUACGUGGGCUUCUUCUAUGACUCCCUCUCUUAGUACUCUCCUAAAAAGUGACGACCCUUACGGGUUUUUCACGUUGUGAAUUUA
Molecule: messenger RNA, 1099 nt
Organism: Tarenaya hassleriana
Lineage: Eukaryota; Viridiplantae; Streptophyta; Magnoliopsida; Brassicales; Cleomaceae
Product: putative axial regulator YABBY 2
Exons: 6
Coding region: 248-817 (189 amino acids)
Biological process (GO): cell fate commitment; multicellular organism development
Cellular component (GO): nucleus
Source: RefSeq, a predicted model, not a curated record